AGACGCCGCCGACAGGGCACGAACGCAGAAACUGACUCUCGGGGCAUUGUCGCCGGCAUCACCCCAGGCAGAGUUUCGCACGAGAAACUCCAAAUAGACUUCCGGCCUUGCUAUGCCUGCACCCUGGCUCAAUCUUUGCCAUUGCUCCCCCCCCCUGCCCACUCGUUGCCCACUCCUUGCCCACUCCUUGCCCACUCCCAAGGAAAAGGAGCUUUCCAGAUCACGACACGAUGUGCGGAUGGAGCCCUUCCCGGCAUUGUGUUCGGCUCUGUCCACAGCCACUGCCAUUGGUCUGCCACUGAUCCAUCACUGCUUGCUUGCCGUUAUUUGCGGCUUGGAUGAUGUCUGUCAUUAUGGAGUCCCUGACGUCUGGCUGCUCCUUUGGUCCUGCCUGGGCGAUGGAUUCCCGAUAUAUAACGGCACUGCAGCUUCAUGAGGCAUGAAAUUCUCCGACCUAUCUGCUUCAUCAUCAUCAUCAGACAUUCCCGUCUUCUUGUCUCUUCUAGACCAGGCACUCCUCUCUUAUCCUUCUUACUCUUAUAAUACUCUUCUCUCCUGUCAUCACCCCUCCUCUUUGAGGCACACAUACAUAUCAUGGCAUAUGCCCGAUCGAACCUUCCCGCGUCCUUCGCGCUUGCAGACCAGUACAUGAAUCCCACCACCACUGCCACGCCAGAGGGUCGUCCCAUCGAAGCUUCUUCAUAUCCCGUCACCUCCAAGGGUCCCGACCCUCUAUCGGACGACUGGUCCUACGACAGCGCGAUCGACCUGUUCAGCAUGAACCCCAUGGUGCCGCCCGACACCUUCGCGUUGGAUGUCCCCGACGACAUGAUGAACCUCGAAUCCAAGGACUACUCCAAUGUCGACUCCUUCGGCCAGCCCGCCGGUAUCAGUGGCUUUGCCAUCACAGAUCAUUCUGCCGAGGAUGCCAUCUCCAGCGGCUCCAUGUCUUCAGACCACGAGAGUGACGACCAAGCAUGGUCCCCCACAUACCACAUGAUCUCCCCUCUCGACUCCCCUAUCGCCGACAACAUGCUCUCCAAAGUCCAGACAUGGACCCCCAGCACCCAGACACAGGAAGCACGCCGCCGCAUGGCUGCUUCCGCCGCAACACAACCAGUCCCCAAACAUCAUCGCUGGUCAUCGAGCCCAGACCUCAUGCCACAGAUGGCAGCCGUCGCGGCCGCCCAGGCCAACGCCAACCCCGCACCAGACACUGGCCGCAAGGUCUCCCGCACACCAUCGGACGCCAGCCCGCAGAACACCAGCCCCAACUCGCGCAACGCCGCCAAGAGGGCAGCGCACAACAUCAUCGAGAAGCGAUAUCGCACCAACAUGAACGCCAAGUUCGUCGCCCUGGAAAAGGCCAUGUCUAACAACGGUGUGGCCAAGACAUCCAAGGGUGGAUCCGCCUCGUUGAAGAAAUCGGAAAUCCUUACCAACGCCAUUGCCUACAUCCAAGAGCUACAAGAGGAGAAUCGGGCCGCUCAGAAAGAACUAGCACUUCUGAAGCAGAACCUUCUCCCAGGUGGCAUCUGGAGGCACACCGCCGGCAAGAGAACCUGAAGAAACCAAAAAAAGGAGAAAAAAAAAUUUACAAAAAAAAAAAAGUGGUAAUAUUAAUAAUACCGAAAAAAAGGUAGACACAGACAGAUCCUUUGAUUCUGGAUCGAGUCAGGCUUGUGACGAAUUUUCUUUGUGAAACCUUUCCUUUGUGGACAAUGUACUCUUCUCCUGUUCCUACUCGGAUGAUCAUGUCGAUAUCCAUGACAGUUAUGUUUAUACUGUAAAAUAUACAGUGAUCCACUUAUGUCGAAUAAUGAUAAUGCCGUUGAUCGG
Molecule: messenger RNA, 1839 nt
Organism: Monascus purpureus
Lineage: Eukaryota; Fungi; Ascomycota; Eurotiomycetes; Eurotiales; Aspergillaceae
Source: the annotation of a GenBank genome assembly